Molecule: messenger RNA, 2627 nt
Organism: Styela clava
Lineage: Eukaryota; Metazoa; Chordata; Ascidiacea; Stolidobranchia; Styelidae
Product: TBC1 domain family member 23-like
Biological process (GO): retrograde transport, endosome to Golgi
Cellular component (GO): trans-Golgi network
Source: RefSeq, a predicted model, not a curated record
AUACCGAUUACGGAAUAUCGAACCAUUUGCUGUCUGCUCACCUUUAGAACUGCGGGCGAUAUUCUGGGUUACGGAAUUUUCUUUGUGAUGAUGCUUCGAUAUGGCUGAUGACUUGGACGAUAUUGAUGCGAUUUUAUCUGACGAAAAUUUUGAUUUUGUAGGACAAAGUUCACAAGAGAACAUUGUAUCUGAUAGUGCAUGUAGUGAGGACUUUGUUGAUGAUUUUGAUGAUGCGUGGCAUGCCGAACUUGAAGAUGCUUUAUUGGAGGGAUUUGUUGAUCAUACUAUAAUACGAAAUAUAUGCAAGUGCAGAAUUUUGCCACCAAUUCAUAGGGCGGAGGUAUGGAAAAUCUGUCUCAACAUUGCAAGUCGUGGCAAUGCGUUGAAUUGCUGGGAUGGGAAGCUUGAUCUAACGGAACAAAAUCAGAUACAUGAAGCAUGCGAAAAAAUUGUUGAUCAAUCGAAAACGGAGGAUAUCGAACAAGCACUUGCAAAUUUAGAAUUGAUAAUCACAUUUUACUGCAAAAGUCGUGCCAUUAAAUACGACAACGAAUAUGCAUGGACCUUUUUGUUACAACCAAUGUUGGAAUUACCAGAAUUGGAUCGUGCUGACUUGUACAACUGCUUUUAUGCAAUGCUAGCCCGUUACAUACCCCGUGAAUCUCUUCCUGAUGCUCCAUAUAAUCUGUUUCGACUUAUUCUUCUUUAUCAUGAUCCGGAGCUCUGCUCGUUCCUCGAUUCUCGCAAAUUAACAAUGCAGAUGUUUAUGAAACCCUGGCUUCGAACUCUGUUCGCGAGCCAUUGUAAACGUCCUGUCACUCUCGCCUUAUGGGAUAUUUAUCUUCAAAGAGCAGAUCCAUUCUUCAUGUUUUUUCUGGCACUCGUCAUUUUAGUGAAUGCCAAAGAACAAGUAAUGAACACUAUGUUGGAUAAGCAAAAGAAUGAAAUUGCCGACGCACUGACUGAGUUUCCUGUUGCUCUUGAAACUGUGGAUGUGGAAGACUUCUGUCAGUUAGCUAUGUAUUUUAGUGACAAAACUCCACAAUCUGUGCGCAAGGGUUAUCAAGAUGCUUUGUUCAGUGGACCCAUGUCUUUGUCAGGAUCGAAAGAAAGCACAAGAGUGGAAAGAGAAUUAGCACAGUCAUUGUGUAUUCAAGUUGCAGUACCAGAUAUUUUAUUAUCUGCACAGCCUGACUUUUCAAGCGACGAACGGAGUGAGUCAAAUCAAGUCAGAUUUUUUCUUGUUGAUUGUCGAUCUCCUGAUCUUUACAAUGCUGGUCAUCUCAGUACAGCGUUUCACUUGGAUGCGACACUAAUGUUGCGAGAACCUGCAGAAUUUAAAAUGGCAAUUGAUGCAUUGUCCAAUGCACAAGAACAAGCAAUACAAGCAGGUUCAGCAGCAGGAGGAGAGCACUUGUGUUUGAUAGGUAGCGGUGUAGAUGAGGAAGAUCAAUACAUGUACAUGGUGAUUGCACAUUUGUUAAAAAACCAUCGAUCUUAUAUCAGUGUUGUCCGAGGUGGAUUUAAAUCCAUAAUAACGUACUUAUCCGAUGUCAACAUUAAUCUCAGUGAAUGGAUUACAGGUACCAGCAGCCCAAAGCAAUUGUUGAAUUUACACAAAUCAAGCGAACAUUCUUUUGAAUCUGCAAAAGAAAAUGCUGCAUCUUCAUCCAGCAAAGCACCGACAGAAUCUGGAACAAUGGAAAGCUUCAUGAAGAAUUUAUCUAUAACGUUGAAGAGUAAAUCACAUAACAUUAAAGAGAAAGUGACGAAAUUCAUUGAAAACACACAUCAAGAAGAUGACAUGAGCCACAUGAAUACAAAUUAUAACGGAAAGCCGUAUCGAGGCACUCAACCUGUGUUUUCAAUUGGUGAUGAAGACGAACAUAAUGCUGAGGAACCAUAUCAUAAUCUUCCAAAGAAGAAAGAGCCUGUUUAUGAAGAUAGUGAUGUUGAUGAAGAUGAACUUGUCGACUUAGAUGAAUGGUUCAAACAACACAAUGUUAAGAAUCCGACAGCUUGCUUCUUGGUUUUACAGACUGGUAGACGAUUUCCUGCACAUUUGGCAGUGGACAAAGAUGACAUGGUUUGUUUUAGAGAAUACAAAGCCUUUAAAAAAUCAAAAAUUGUGACCCGUAGAUCUCUUGCAUUAGUAUCAAAAAUCACGUCAAAGCGAUCAUGUCCAGAAUUAAUAACGUUCAAGUUUAAUGUUCCUACUGAAGGUGAGAAUGAGGACGGAGAAGCUAAAUCUGUUGAAGAGGUUGACAGAUACUUGAUUCCUGAGGCAGGUCAAGCAACAAAGUACAUCAAACAACAAAUUAUGAGAGUCCUAGAUGCAACAGAGUCAUAGACAAACAAAAUUCUAGUGAAUGAUUCUUCUGGUGCUGAAUUUCCAAUGUGCAGAUUUGAGCCAUCAUUUCAGAAAUUGUAAUGUCUUGUUUGUAAUUUUGUUAUGUCGCUGAUUUUGUGUUAUUAAUUUUGUUGCAUGAUCAGUUAGUUUCAAUGUUAUAGAUUUUAUUUACUAUAUUUAUCAUUGUACAAAAAGUUGAUAAUGCUAUGUAGCGAUUAUAUAUAAGAACAAACUAAUGGAAAAUAUUGUUAUGAAAAUACAGUAUGACAUUUCCAGA